AUGCAUUCUCCGCUGUUCUGUUACCCACCGGUGACCAGUACCACACUGUCGUCAACAUUAUUAGCCUCUGUAGACCCAAACAAUUCCUGUUAUUCACUGAUCGAGCGAAUCCGAGUGAUUACGAGCUAUAUUGACGAUGCGGACGAAAGAGAUUUGUACAAUAUCUAUGUUGAAAUUAUAUUUGAAAUUUUUGGACGGGGCUCCGAUAAAGGAUGGGCAUUAGAUAAACUCAAGACAAAAAUAUAUGAUGAUCAAAAAUACAUUUGCCGAGAACCAGAUAGCGUGUAUCACUUUUUAUCUAGUAGUGGCCAUAUUUUUAAAUUAUGCUAUAAGUUGCUGUCUAAUAAUUUGCUAAAAUUUAAUAUUUAUUUUUCUGAUUUACCGAUUGAGGUUAGACAAAAAAUUGAUAAAGCAUUUGGACAAUCUUAUUAUAGUUCACGGUUUUUGUACCAUGCUGAUUCAAAUUCACCCAUUGGAUUAAACUUGAAUUCUUUUGAAUACUAUAUGUUUAAUUUUGCCAUUUAUGGAUUAAAGUUGACCUUUGAUGAUAUUUAUAAUGAGAAUAAUGAUUCUAAUGAACAAUCUGUGUACAAAUUGUUGUGCAUAGAGUAUCUUAAAUUUUUUUUGCCAUUAGAUAAUUCAGCUUCUAUGAUUUUACCUCAAAUACAGUUUAAUGUUCUAUCGCCAAUUUCUAACCAAAAACAAAAUACAACUACAAGUAAAUUAUUGAACUUCAUAAAAAAAGAUAUUGCUUCUAAUGAUUUAUUAACUGAUAAAAUCCUAAGUUCAUCCUGGAUGUUGACAUCAGAAGCAACAUGGCGUAGUGAAGUAGUAGCAUUUUUUUUUGCUGACAUCUGGCUAAAUUAUAAUUUAUUUACUAAUGUACCAUGCAUUGAUUUAACAAAGCUAAUAAGAUGUUUCAUAAAACAUUUACAUAUAUAUUCAAACUGUGCUAAAUAUUUGCCAGUAGACAAUUUAAAACUAAUAUUGAUGGCUCGUCACGGUAUACAAAUCUAUCAGUAUUUAUCAUAUUAUAUGGUUCAUUGGCCACAGGAUUUUUCAUUUCGUCUUUUGCUUGAGAAUUGGCUUUGUUAUAUUCAACCUUGGCGUUACGAUGAAUUAUCCAAACAACAAUGUUCUAUCACAGAUAUAGAAAUGAAUGAUAGAUGGAGAAUUUUUGUCAUCAGAAAUUUAUUGUGUUACACCAAAUUAUUUCAUCUUGCUAUAAAAAGAUUCAUAUGUAUUGAUGUGUGUUCACCAAGAUAUUCAAUUAUGGUUUAUCGGAUGCUAAAAGUUUUUACCUACCCAUAUUUAUUGAAAAUGGUACUUGAUAUAGAACAUUUAUAUGUGAGCAACCAACUACAACAUAAAAAAUGGAAUACACUAUUGACUGAAUGUUUGAUUGAGGCUGAAGGUCCAUUAUUUAAAUAUGAACUGAUGUUUUCAGAAGAACGUAAUCAUGAAUAUAAACUAUUUUAUUUGAAACUACAAAAAUCACUGGAUCACGUUGCUGUAGAAUUAUGUCGUUGUCAAGAAGACAAUGUAGGUAGAAAUAAUUCAUCAAUGUUGGAAUUAAUAUUAACACCUAGAAAAAAUAAAAUGUCGGACUAUACUCUUAAUGAAUGGACAGAUAUUCAAACUAAUCUAAAAUCAUCGUUAAUGUUCUUGGAACAAAUUAUUAAUGUUAAUGUUACAACUACACCAAUGAUGGCCGAUUUUUCAGCGUGGUCUAUUUCUGGUGUAAGUGGAAAUAACUCUACUUCUAGUAUCUUCAAUAAAAGUCAUUCACUCCUUCAAUCUUUUGAACGUAAUACAAUGAAUUUACCUUUUAGACCUGUAAUUCGUGCAAAAGAAUGGGAGAUUGACCCGGAUUAUUUGGAUGCUUUAUCAUAUGAAAACUAUUUUCUUGUUAAUUUAAGCAAGUUCUUAAGAAAUACUGUGGAGUUAUAUUGUAAUUCACAUAUACUACAUUUAUCAACAAAAAAUUCUAUUCUUGCGGGUAUUCUACGUCAAGCAUUAAUAAGAAAACCAAUGAAGAUAUUUUCCUACGAGCCUAGAAAUGAUGGAUCUGGAAAGCGUGUUAGAACACCUAAAAUUUUACCACCCACAAUUAGUUUCCGGUGGAUGGCAUCAUACUUUAAUCUUUUUUGGAUUUUAUUUUUGUUGACAUUAACUUAUGUAUUUAACAACAUUGGCUUUUGGAUAGGUGUAUUAUUUGUUAUACGUAUUGUAUAUUUAAGUCUUAAGUAUUUAAUUGGGUAUGCACCACCAUUCAAGUGGGAUAAUAUUCACGAAGACUAGUUAUUUUGUUAAUAUUUUUUGAAUUCAUAUUGCUAAAUGUCAUUUUUAAGUUAUAUAACUAAAUUUGUACUGAAUUUAAACUUAUUAAUAUGAUUAUUGUUUUUAUACAUUUGUAAUGUUUUAUAAUGUUAAAUUAAGUUAAAUGUAAGCAUCUUUCUUAAUUAACAACUUUAUCUUACA
Molecule: messenger RNA, 2481 nt
Organism: Rhopalosiphum maidis (corn leaf aphid)
Lineage: Eukaryota; Metazoa; Arthropoda; Insecta; Hemiptera; Aphididae
Product: sphingomyelin phosphodiesterase 4-like
Exons: 14
Coding region: 1-2301 (766 amino acids)
Biological process (GO): ceramide biosynthetic process; glycerophospholipid catabolic process; sphingomyelin catabolic process
Molecular function (GO): sphingomyelin phosphodiesterase D activity
Source: RefSeq, a predicted model, not a curated record